AUGACUAGUCUUACUCUGCAAUUACUAACUGUCGCUAUAAUUACAUUACAGCGACAAAUACAACAUAACCAUUACAGCAGUGGUCCGACACCGGCCAACAAUACACAAUAUGAUUACAUAGUGGUGGGCGCCGGUACUGCCGGAUGUGUUUUGGCCGCUCGAUUGGCCGAAAAUCCAGCGGUCAAUGUGUUGCUUCUGGAAGCGGGUGGACAGCAAUCAGUGAUAACAGAUAUGCCGGGAAAUACUCUGUUUCUAGUGGGCGGUGAGUUUGACUGGAAUUAUCACGUCGUACCACAAACCAGUGCCGGUCGAGCCUAUCCUGACUUCUUUAUCUCAAGAGGUAAAGUGUUAGGUGGUUCAUCGGUCACCAAUUGGGACAUUUACAAUAGGGGUAAUAGACGUGAUUAUGAUAACUGGGCGCAGAUGUACGGUCUCACUGAUUGGUCAUUUGAUAGAGUUUUGCCCUAUUUUUUGAUGUCUGAAAACAAUACCGACCAAAAUGUAGUCAACUCUAACUCUGCUUUUCACAACACGAAUGGACUUAUCAGUGUAUCAACUGAGACAAUACCCGAUCCGGUUAUUGUGGCUUUUAUGAAAGCAGCCAAUAGUCUCGGUAUACCAAUUGUCGACAUUAAUGGAGAACAACAAUAUGGUACGACCAUUGCUCAGAUGUUUUGGAAUAACAGCACCGGUAUUAAGUCCACGACAGCCAAUGCUUACAUUGAACGCUAUAAUCGCACUAAUCUUCAUGUAUUGACCAGAGCUCAUGUCAAGAGAGUUUUAUUAGAGAGGACUACCGGUCGUGAAUUAAGGGCUACGGGUGUGCUCUACAGUAGAAACGGUAUUAAUAAUUUGGUCGUUACAACCACUCGUGAAGUUAUUGUGAGCGCAGGUCCUAUAAAUUCGCCUCAAGUUCUCAUGUUGUCGGGAAUUGGUCCGAGAGAUCAUUUAAGUGCAUUAAACAUACCGGUGCUAUUAGAUCUACCGGUUGGCAAUAAUUUACACGACAUGGUGUUUGUGCCCCUUUACUACCGUAUUGACAAUACAUCACUUAUUGAUCCGUUACCAUACUUUACAAUUGAAAAUCUAUACAAUUAUUACACUUCGUCUAGUGGCCCAUUAGCCCAUCAUCCGGAUGGUGUGACAUAUCUUAAUACACGAUACAACCGACGCGGAGACGACUGGCCCGACGCUAUGAUUAUAGCUGUUGUUGAAUAUUUUGGCGACGACUUGAAUGCCACUGUCUCUCAAUAUAUAAACAAAACUCAAGAAUGGACUGACUAUUGGCGUCAAUAUGUUGGCGGAUAUUACAUGGCAUUAGAUCCAGUGUUAGCCCGUCCUAUAAGCAGAGGAACUGUACGUUUGAAUGCCAGUAAUCCAUACGGACCGCCAUUAGUAGAUCCACAAUAUUUGGUCGAACAUCGGGACUUUGAGACCAUUUUGGAUGCCGUUCGCCGAACUGUUUAUAUCACAGUACAGGUUCCGUUAGAUGGUGUUACUAUAUUUCCUCCUAUACCUGGCUGUAGGCUAUGCGAUGAUAUGGAUAUAUGCGAUGACUACUUGAGAUGUCAUGUCAGACAACUGGCCAGAAGUUAUUACAACUUUGUCGGCACCUGUAGAAUGGGUACUAACAGUGAUAAUAAUUCUGUGGUUGACUCUCGGCUUUCAGUCAAAGGUGUGUCUAAUUUACGAGUAGUGGACGCAUCGGUUAUACCGGAGAUUCCUAAUGGACACACAAAUGCGGUCACUAUUAUGAUUGCCGAAAGAGCCGCUCAAUUCAUUAGAGAAAAUAACUCGAUAUAA
This is a messenger RNA of Oppia nitens, 1803 nucleotides long. RefSeq names its product L-sorbose 1-dehydrogenase-like. Gene Ontology annotation, molecular function: oxidoreductase activity, acting on CH-OH group of donors; flavin adenine dinucleotide binding. The coding region runs from base 1 to 1803 and encodes 600 amino acids. The transcript has 6 exons. The record is from RefSeq and is a predicted model, not a curated record. Lineage: Eukaryota; Metazoa; Arthropoda; Arachnida; Sarcoptiformes; Oppiidae.